This is a messenger RNA of Yamadazyma jaroonii, 1422 nucleotides long. The record is from the annotation of a GenBank genome assembly. Lineage: Eukaryota; Fungi; Ascomycota; Pichiomycetes; Serinales; Debaryomycetaceae.
AUGAAAAACUCACUGGUGAAAGCAAUUAAAGAGUUACUACUCGCCUCAUUCUACUCAAUUACCUAUAUACGUAAUGUUUUUGAUGACGAUGUGUUUACUGACUAUCAAUUCGAAUCUGAUAAACCCUUAACUUUGAAAAAAAUUAUAAGAGGUAAGAGUUUAAGAUCAGACCACUUCAUCAGGGUGAUAGAAGAAGGAGUCUUCAGUUCCAUUGACAACAAUCUGAUCAGUGGACUUCAAAUAGGAUUUUCUUUGGAAGACUCCCCAAUCCUUCAGGAGGUAUAUUUAUUCGAGUUCGAUUAUAAACAAGGAUAUAUCAGUAUUCAAAGCGUUGACACUCUGAUGAAUGUAACCAAGAAUGAUAUGCAUAAACUUAUUCGGAAAUUGAUAAUCAUCACACAAACAUUCAAUCCACUCCUUUUGCAAACAUCUAUCUCCAUCAAAUUGUUAUUCAAAGAAAACUAUCCUAGUGGAUUUCAACCAAAAUUGUUUGAAGAUGCCUCUAAUGAAUUCAAUGAAAUUUUAUUUGAUGGUGUAGAUGAUUUCCAAUAUUUGGGAAACGUUGCAUUUGAAGAGGAUAUGGUUGGUGUAAGAGCAAUUUCCAAUGUGGGAAAAGUUGUACACGAAAGGUCUAUUAAAAUCAAUCCCUUCAGUUUGUUAACAAACCACGAGGAAGAUUACUUGGGGUUCUUUGAUGAGAUCUGUUUCCCUCCAGACAUGCAAUCGGAUAUAAAUAGAAUUAAAAAUGACAUUAAGCGAUAUUCCUCAGAUAAUUUCAUCCCUGAAUCAAUUGAUCCCGAAAACGAAGAGAUUAUUGGCUGUGAAUGUGGAUUAACACACCAAUCGUUAGAUGGGGAUGUAUUUAAAUGUCAAGAAUGUGGUAAUUUGAUCCAUAUGUUUUGUUAUGCAAUGUCAAGAGGUAAUUUUAUUCCCAUCCCUUGUAUAACGUGCAGACAUCAACUUAUGGAACUCGAAGAUUUAUUGAAAUUGAGAGGCUUAUACAAGAUCUUGUUUACAAAAGGGGUAUCAUUGAAUUCUGUUGUUGAUCUCAACGAUGAAGCUACAGUAUCAAUAAUUAAUUUCUUGUUCAAGACUAAUAAUUUUCUGACAACUUCAGAAUUCACCUUAGAAGAUGGCGGUUGGGUCAGCUCCCUAACUCCACCAUCUGACAAGUUUAUCGACAACAAAGGUGUGAAACUACACGAAGGUGAAUUGUGUAAUUUUAUAUUUGCUCCCACCGGUAGCAAAUAUUUUGACAUCAAUUUUACUCCUGUGACGGAAUUUCUUAAUUCCGAGGACCAAUUUACUAUAGAUAAGUUCCACCAACUCAUCGAUAUAGCACAUAAUUCUUCGGGAAUUACAUCCCAAGAGUCCUAUUUAGUUUCGAAAUCUCUUGGAACACAAGUUGAUUCAUCGUUAUAA